Messenger RNA from Hypanus sabinus (Atlantic stingray), 1258 nucleotides. RefSeq lists its product as uncharacterized. The record is from RefSeq and is a predicted model, not a curated record. The coding region runs from base 641 to 1243 and encodes 200 amino acids. The transcript is spliced from 5 exons. NCBI's taxonomy places the organism in Eukaryota, Metazoa, Chordata, Chondrichthyes, Myliobatiformes, Dasyatidae.
GAAGGAUUAUAAGAAGGUAGAGAGUGUCUGUUUUAGAGGUUCACCAGACUGAUUCCUGGAGGACGAUGAAGAUCAGUGAUCGUCUUCACAUAAAACAGAGGCCGGCAGAUGUGUGGAGACCGAAGGGAUCGAGAAAAUCUGGAUAAGGCGGUGGAUGAGAUGGGAGAGCAGCCGUCAUCUUGUUGAUGGUUUGAUGGGCUGAAUGGCCACCUCCUCCUGUUUCUCAGUUGAUGUUUCAGUGUUCCUGUCCAGUGAGGCUCCGGAGGAAUGUGAAUAGAAAUUAGUGUUUAUAAACGGAGAAGUAAUUUCAAUGAAACCUGCACAAUUCUUCUUCGGGUGGGAAUUCAGUGUCGGACCGGGAUGAGAAUUGAUCCAGUAACUCUGAGAACCGGUUGGUGGAGCGAUGGGGACGGGGAAGAUGCAGAGAUUAAAAGUGUAGCUGGGAUAAAUAUGAAAUAGUAUGUAAAAUGCGGUUCGUAGGUCGGGCAGUGUGUGAGGGGCGAGGAGCAGAGUCACUGGUUCAGGUGGGAAACCCUCCACCCGUCACGUGAUCCAGGUUCUCGCUCCCAUUUCAAACGCAGAUCUGCAGCAUUUGAGGUUUUCGCUUCCGAGGCCCCGCCCCCGCUCUCACAGUCUCCGGAUGGGCGAUGGUUUUCAUUCCGUUCUCUCUAGAACCGGGUGGUCGGCUGGGAGCCGGAGGACCGAUCGCUGUCAGCGGGAACAAUUGAUCAAGUUCUCAUCGCACAAACUGAUCACACCUCUCACCAAAAUGGGUCAAGGUUCAAGCAGUGGAGGAGCUCCAGUGGCGUCAACAUCGGGAAAGGACACGGGUCCGAGCUCAGUGAUCACCGAGCUCCUGGCAAGCUGUGACGAUUCCCAGCUGCUGCAGUUGACGGAUAUCUACCGGGACAGGCUGGAGCAGGCGAUGGAAGGAGGGGUGCACGGAGUGAGCCUGGCGUUAACGGCCGAGAAUCAGUUCAGUGGAGAGGAACAUCGGAAAAUCUCUGAUCUCGCUGAUAAGGGAGAGCGGGCGGACAGUUCUAAACUCCUCCUGAGCCUGGUGAUGGAGAAAGGCUCCCGCGCCCGGAGGGUGAUGUGGGAAACCUUUGUGAAAAUGCGGAUUGGUGUCCCAAAGCUGGACAGAAUACUGAAGGAAUUACAGAUAUAUGGUUGUGAUCCUUCCCAUCGACCAAUUUCCACUCAACUUUUACUAAAGGUUCUCAGUGAGCUGAAAGGUAAGUGAACGUGCAUUGAACAU